Prunus armeniaca (apricot) is the source of this 480-nucleotide messenger RNA. NCBI's taxonomy places the organism in Eukaryota, Viridiplantae, Streptophyta, Magnoliopsida, Rosales, Rosaceae. The record is from the annotation of a GenBank genome assembly.
AUGAGGCUGGUAAGAUCCAGCCCCCAUUGGGCGAAAGGUCAUCGGCUUAUGAUUGGUGUCAAUGAUUCAGCAGGAACGUGGGCCCUAUCGAAAUGCCUUCUAAGCCAACGGCCAAGAACCGGAGUGAUUGCUGCAGACGCCUCUAUGGAUCUCUUGGAGGAUGUAGUCCCCCUUUUCUGCAAUGACGUACUUGAGAUCAGUACCAUAUCUUGCGGGCUAAGGCCUUGUCAUUUGGCUGAGUGCCCUUCGUCAGUAAGAGAAGAUAGGGGACGUCUAAGUGUCAGCAUACCAUAUGACACAUACUGGAGAAUCGAUCGUGCUUGGUUAUGUCAAGAUUUCUAUGGAAAUUUGCCACCCAAUUUUAUCGUCUAUGGUCGAAGCCAGUCUUGCCAAAGCGUCGGUGUGACUAUUCUCAACCCUUGGUAUUUGCCGAAUCUCGUAGGAAGAAUUUUUUUUGAAGUUGCUGAUGGUUGCCGAUAG